AUGAGCACUAGCACAUCGUCAACCUUGGCACGGUGGACCGAUGAGGAGCAUCAAAUUCUCGUCCAACUGACUAACGACCAGAUCGAGCUGGAGUCGCAUGAUCACACCCAGGAAAUCUCGUGGGCUGAGCACUGGAGGCAAGUUUCCGCCAAGCUUCACGAGUCGGGAUAUAGCCGGACCAACACCGCUUGUCAGAGCUACUGGAAGCGUGUCGUCGAAACCCAAAAGGCUAACGAGGAAGCUGCUGGGCCGAGAUGGGAUGAUUCUGAGCAUCAGAUUUUGCUGGGGAUGACUGAGGGUCAGCUCGCCCUUGAGAGAGAGGACCCCACUGCCGUGAUUCCAUGGCCCAAGCAUUGGAAAAGAGUGUCGAUUCGUCUUCAGGAGAACGGGUACAACAGGACGCCAAAUGCUUGCGCCGCCUACUGGUUGAAGGUUGGAUACGAUUUCUCAGUCGACAACUAUGAGCCGGUGCCCGAGAUGUCAAGGUUUCGGAAGACUGAUAAUGCCAAGAAUGAGGUUGAGGUUGAGGUUGAGAUUGAGGUCGAGGAUGAGGAUGAGGAUGAGGGUGUGAUGGGACUAGGGACCGAACCUGACGAGCAAGUUUCAAGGCCAAACCAGGUCAGCGUUGACGACUCGGUAUCGUCUUAUUCCAGAGAUGGGGAAGUGCUGCCAGAGGUACUUCCGGAACCUAGGACCAUUUUAUUAUCGAAUGCAACCUCAAUCUUCACCCCAUCCAUCACCCCAGCUCCGUCGGAAAAGGAUCCAUCAGAAGAUGAGUCUUAUCAACCACGGCAGCAUGCUCCUACAAAGAGUAAGAUGUCUCAAACUCCAACAAGACCCGAGGCGACAACACCAAAAGCUCGGUCUCCGAAACUGCCCAUGAGAAGAGGUUUUCGCUUUACGGCAGAGCAAAGAGCAGUGCUGGAGGCUCAGGUCGCAAAUCAUGGGCCCUAUCCAGAUAGCGAUCGAAGGGCUGAGCUAGCCUGUGAUCUCGGAGUGGAGGAAAAGACUAUCAGAAACUGGUUCAUCCACCGUCGAUCACAAAACGGUCAGAGCAUCUUCUCGGGCAUGAACACCCCAGGGUCGAAUAAUCAUAAGGACUCGCUUAUGAGCGAAAGCUCGACUCCUGCUUCUGUACCGCCUGACUCUGGUUUCAAGCGGAGGCCAUUUAAUGUGGACUACAACGAUACUAGUCUCUCGACAGGCGAAGACAUAGGUCUCCAUCAUAUGAAAAGACCUAGACUAGGAGACGAUCAUAACCACGGCUACAACGAAGGCCCACAGAUCAAUAAUCAUACUGUACACAGCAACAAAGUCACAGAAGACUUGGGAACUCAGAGGGGUUUCGGGAUGAGACAAUCUUCCGGCAGCUCUAUAUCAUUUGAUCCAUCUCAUAGCUCAUCAAUGGCUGGCUCAUUAAUCGGCCGAGAAUCAGCAGCGACAUCGACGUCGUCGUUCUCUCCUGUCAAUUUAGCUAUUGCACGGCAUCAUCCUACUGGCGACUUACCUAUUCAAACGCUCAGACAUGACCGACAAGAAGAGAACCGACCAGAGGUCAAGAAGUCUCCUUCUAUUCCAACCCCGGUCUCAGGCGCAGACUGGAACCCCAUUAACAGUGCCAAAGGAAGAGAACCAAAUCCCAUUAGCUUAGCGAGCGCCGCUUCAACACUAACACCAACUCCUCACGUAAUGCCAGCUCAAUACGAUCAUUUAAUCAACCAACAUCCGUAUGGGAAAACUGCAUCCGCAACACCACCACCACCACCAAACCCCAGCUCCAGCUCUGCAUCCACAUCCGUCUCCGAUGCCACCAACACUAACACCACCUCCGAAAAACAAUGGAUGACCAGCAAAGUCCUCAGCUUCCAAACCGAAAUCUCCCACCUUAACUUUGACAAAGCCUCCCUCCUACAGCGCAUCAACCAGCUCGACCAGCGGCUGGACGACACCACAAACGAGGAGAACGCGCUCGAGGAGGCCAAGGAGAGGGAGAUACUCGAGGCGGUGCGUCAGAUUGAGGAGCGGUAUAGGGAGAGGAGCGAGCUAGUUAGGGCGCAGCAGAGGGAGUUGGGCGCGGCGAGGGAGAGGGAGCUGGAGGGGUUGAGGAGGAAUGGUGCGGAUUUGAAGAGGAGGAGGACGGCGCUGGAGCAUUUCCAGGCGUUGGUGGGGUUGUAUGAUGAGGAGUAG
Messenger RNA from Cadophora gregata, 2187 nucleotides. RefSeq lists its product as uncharacterized. Gene Ontology annotation, molecular function: DNA binding. The transcript has 3 exons. NCBI's taxonomy places the organism in Eukaryota, Fungi, Ascomycota, Leotiomycetes, Helotiales, Ploettnerulaceae. The record is from RefSeq and is a predicted model, not a curated record. Bases 1 to 2187 code for a protein of 728 amino acids.